This is a messenger RNA of Pelobates cultripes (western spadefoot toad), 170 nucleotides long. Lineage: Eukaryota; Metazoa; Chordata; Amphibia; Anura; Pelobatidae. The record is from the annotation of a GenBank genome assembly.
GCUCUACAGGCCCACCAGCUCUCCGGCUCUCCAAACCCGGCCCGAACUGCAGGCUUUCAACCCGGCAUCACCGGCCCCAGAGCCGGACACUCGCCGGCCUCCAGCCCGACCGGCCUCUCCCUCCAACAGACCGUUUUUGGUGCAGUAAGCAGGGCUCCUACUGGGGAUAG